Molecule: messenger RNA, 2592 nt
Organism: Tyto alba (common barn owl)
Lineage: Eukaryota; Metazoa; Chordata; Aves; Strigiformes; Tytonidae
Gene: ADRA1A
Product: adrenoceptor alpha 1A
Exons: 2
Coding region: 337-1731 (464 amino acids)
Biological process (GO): positive regulation of cytosolic calcium ion concentration; regulation of cardiac muscle contraction; phospholipase C-activating G protein-coupled receptor signaling pathway
Cellular component (GO): membrane
Molecular function (GO): alpha1-adrenergic receptor activity
Source: RefSeq, a predicted model, not a curated record
GCAAUCUUGGAAAGUAGGAUAAAUAGCCUCAGUUUUGUGUAGCUUCAAUUCUGCACCCCAAGAAAAAUGCAAAAGGAGUUAAAUUUGACUUGGAAAUGGUGGCUAUUAACUGUACUAUAAGGGAGAAAACUUAGGGAGAAAAGUAGAUUUUCUAAUAUGUUCCUGGAUCCUUCUCAUUGUUCCUGGUGCUGCACUUCUAAGAUGUUCUUAAAACCUCUUUUCUCCAGCAAAGCCAGGAAAAUGUUGCCUGUAGGACCUUCCAAGAACUGAUCUCAUUUCUACCUGAAAAGCGAAUGAAGUACAACAGCCUUGCAUGAACGUUAUCAGCCACUCACCAUGGCUUUCCUCCCUGGAAACUCCUCUGACUGCUCCAACUGCACCCACUCCGUGGGGCCCGUGAACAUUUCAAAGGCCAUUUUACUAGGUGUUAUUCUAGGGGGGCUGAUAGUUUUUGGGGUUUUGGGUAAUAUUCUCGUUAUCCUCUCUGUAGCCUGCCACAGACAUCUUCAGAGUGUUACCCACUACUAUAUAAUUAACCUGGCUGUAGCCGAUCUCCUCUUGACUUCCACUGUCCUGCCCUUCUCAGCUACUAUGGAGAUUUUGGGCUACUGGACUUUUGGAAGAAUCUUCUGCAACAUCUGGGCAGCUGUAGAUGUCCUUUGCUGCACUGCUUCCAUUAUGAGCCUCUGUAUCAUCUCGAUAGACAGAUACAUCGGGGUGAGCUACCCUCUGAGAUACCCAAGUAUAGUGACAGAGAAGAGAGGCCUCCUGGCAUUACUGUGUGUUUGGGCAUUGUCUCUGGUGAUAUCGAUUGGGCCUCUUUUUGGCUGGAAGGAACCAGCACCAGAAGAUGAGACCAUCUGUCAAAUCACCGAGGAGCCUGGCUACGUGUUGUUCUCUGCUCUAGGCUCCUUCUACCUCCCCCUGACUAUUAUCUUGGUGAUGUAUUGCCGAGUGUAUGUAGUGGCCAAAAGGGAAAACAAAGGUCUGACUUCUGGUCUGAAGACAGAGAGAUCUCGUUCUGAAGAAGUGACCCUCCGGAUCCAUCGUAAAAAUGCUCCCGAAGGGAGCAGAUCAGCAUCCAACCCCAAGAGCAAGCACCAUUUCUCAGUGCGUCUCCUCAAGUUCUCUAGGGAAAAGAAAGCUGCCAAGACCCUGGGAAUAGUGGUGGGAUGCUUCGUUCUCUGCUGGCUUCCAUUUUUUGUAGUAAUGCCUCUUGGUUCUUUCUUUCCUGCAAUCAAACCCCCGGACACACUUUUUAAAAUAACAUUUUGGCUUGGAUAUUUAAACAGCUGCAUCAACCCCAUAAUCUAUCCGUGCUCAAGUCAAGAGUUUAAGAAAGCAUUCCAAAACGUCCUGAGAGCGCAGUGCCUCCCAAGGAAGCAAGCAGCAAAGAAACAAUCUCCAAGUUUCAAUCUCAACCAUCCCACGAGCCAAAGCAUGGAGAGUGGCAAAGGUGUGGUCCGUAUCCCCGUCAGCUCAGGAGAAACCUUCUACAGGAUUUCCAGGUCGGAUGGAGUCUGUGAAUGGAAGAUAUUCUCGGCCGUGCAAAGCACGCCUGCAAAAAAUCCAGUUUCUAAAGACUGUACUGCUGCCAAAGUCAAAAGUAAAGGUUUCCUCCAGGAAUGCUGCUGUGCAGGUGCUUCAGGGAAUCUCGUCCAUGAAAACUGUAAAGUGCCAACCAUUAAAAUACACACCAUCUCCCUCAGUGAAAACGGGGAGGAUGUCUAAAGGACUGAAUGUGCCUAGCAGCAUAGGCUGGCAAACUCACGGCUCUGCUGAUGGGAUGUUGCUCUUUUUAUUGGGAAGUAGAAGUAGAUGCUACAACAGUUGAAAAGAUCCAGGUGAAGCAAAUAGCAUACUGUAAAACAGGGCCAAAGCUUUUGAGGAGUGAUGUCUUUGAGUGCUGGUAGCCUGAACGAAGCCCCUUAAAGACAGUCAAUGUCUUCAGUGGAUGGUGAGCACCCUACGGUCUUCCAAGAGAUUGGCCUCUGCAAGGGAUUUGCCUGACAUUUAAAGGCUUUAUUUUUCACUGUGUUCCCCUGUUUCAAAGUCCCUACUGCUCCGAGUUCGGUGCAAUGGGAGAGAAAGAGCAAACUACAAAGACCCCACGCCGAUCUCAGCAUGGAUACUUUCAAACAGCUCCACAUUUAGAGCCAUUUUGUGGUUCUGCCCCCCAGAAAAGCUAAUCAUCGAUUCAACAGCCAGGAGAGCUGAGGUUGGGAGGCUCGGGUCUUGGGACAGUGUUUACAGAUCUCUGCUCACUUUUCAUUAAGGGACUGUGGACAAUAAUGUUUUUCUACCACGUCUUGCCUCUUUGAUUCAUGUUCAGGUCCUGGCUUGAUGAAGUCCUCCAUACCUUGUUGAAGAGAACAGGUAGCUCUUUGGAUUUGCAUCUUCGGCUGGACAGCCUCAUUGCUCCUCUUUCCUGGGCUGCUCCAGGUGGGGAAUUGGUCUUCUGCCCUGCCCACAAGGCCACUUGUCCUCCACCUCUCUGGAAAGGCAGUCACUUCAGCUCCCAGGGCAUUGCAAAAACACACCCUUGGCUCUUGCCCUGCUUGGAGUCACUCUAAGUUUCCUUUUGUGCUGUGC